Fibroporia radiculosa is the source of this 381-nucleotide messenger RNA. RefSeq lists its product as uncharacterized. The record is from RefSeq and is a predicted model, not a curated record. Lineage: Eukaryota; Fungi; Basidiomycota; Agaricomycetes; Polyporales; Fibroporiaceae. The coding region runs from base 1 to 381 and encodes 126 amino acids. The transcript is spliced from 3 exons.
AUGGGUGUAAGCUUGCUCUCCAGAGAAGUGCACAGUCUGGAGUACAUAACACUCAAACCAGACCUCACCUUGGAUGAUUUCAAGGGGGAUAUUAGGAUUUGGAAAGUGGACGAUCCCUUCAGCGAUGAAGAAACACUGGAGGGCAUACUGGAACAAAUUGACUACACGCUCGAGCAGGUUGCGACCGAGGUGGAAGUUCCGUCUCUACAAGUACAAAGUCUGUUACCCAGCCCGACCCUAGCCACGACGAUCCUAGGAAAAGUUAAAAGUACGAGGAAACGAUCACAAUUUCCACCGCUUGAGUGCUAUUUUUUCUAUACCAUUAAUCAUAACACGAAAGUUUCACAACCCCCGCCUGUUGUAGCUGUGCGAAAGCUCUAG